CUUUUUUCAUUGGUGUUUCCAGGUUAUUUUAAGGGCCUGCUCCACACAGCUGUUGUGCCUCUAUCUGCUGUGUCAUUGAACCCUCUUCGUCACUCUUUCCCCUCGGUGCAAGCUCUGGUAAAUCAGAAACAAUAUUCAAUCCUCAGAACCCACUGCUGACCAGCAAACGAUCACUACACCUGCUGCUACACUGGAGCCUAAAAUGGAGACGAGCAUCUGUGACAUUUCCGAAGAGCUCAAUAGACAACUGGAGGACAUCAUUAACACAUAUGGGUCCGGGGCAAGCUCAGAGCAGGAGAGCGCCAACAAGGAGCCAGAAGAUGAAAAUAAGGGGGAAUCCGACGACACCAAUGGGGAGCAGCCAGUCACCAGUGAGGCCUCUGCAACCAAGGAGGCCAGUGCUGGCAAGGAACAGAAGCUAGAGAAGAAGAUCAUUAAAGGGCUAGGAAAGGAAGCCACACUGCUUAUGCAAAGUUUAAACAAGUUGAAUACCCCAGAUGAGAAGCUGGAAGUUCUUUUCAAGAAAUAUGCAGAACUGCUGGAAGAGCACCGGUCUGAGCAGAAACAGCUGAAAGUCCUUCAGAAGAAACAGACCCUGAUUAUGAAGGAGAAGGACCAUCUGCAAAGUGAGCACAGCAGAGCCAUUCUCGCACGCAGCAAGCUGGAGAGUCUGUGUCGAGAGCUGCAGCGACACAACAAGACACUCAAGGAGGAAACUCUCCAGCGGUCUCGUGAAGAUGAAGAGAAACGCAAGGAGAUCACCACCCACUUCCAGAACACCCUGACUGACAUCCAGAGCCAGAUUGAGCAGCACAGUGACCGCAACAACAAACUGUGUCAGGAGAACAGCGACCUGGCAGAGAAACUCAAGGGCAUCCUCGACCAGUAUGAGCAGAGGGAGGAGCACUUAAAUAAAAUCUUCAAGCACCGUGAUUUGCAGCAGCAGUUGGUGGAUGCCAAGUUAGAACAGGCACAAGUGAUGUUGAAGGAAGCUGAGGAACGUCACCAAAGAGAAAAAGAAUAUUUGCUUAAAGAGGCAAUUGAGUGCACAAAGAAGUGCCAAGGAAUGAGGGAUGAGGAGUUGAAGCUGAAGAAGCAGCUGACCCUGUACACUAACAAGUUUGAAGAAUUCCAGGGCACACUGGCAAAGAGCAAUGGCGUGUUUGCAAACUUCAAACAGGAGAUGGAUAGAAUGUCAAAGAAAAUGAAGAAGUUAGAGAAAGAAACAACUGUCUGGAGAACUCGCUUUGAGAGUUGUAACAAGGCCCUUAUAGACAUGAUUGAAGAGAAAACUGUGAAGGAGAAAGAGUUUGAGUGCUUCCAGCUGAAGAUCCAGAAGCUGGAGAAACUGUGUCGAGCCCUGCAGGACGAGAGGACCGUGUUAUACACAAAGAUUUCGGAAAUACGUGGCAUAGGGGACGAGAUAAAGAAGGUGGAGGAAGACAGCGAGGACGAGACUGCCAAGGAGGUCAAGCCAUUCCCUUUGUCUCAGCUUCCAAGCCUGAAGACAGAGGAUACCAGCAUUCAGGAUCUCACUGCUGCUUUCAAGAUCUCCCAUCUCAUAGAGGAGGAGGCGGGCCCUUCCAAAGCAAGUCAAGUAGCAGAGGUUGAAAGAUUACCAGCUCCACAGCCUGAGACAGCUGCUCCAAUCAACAGUGAGAGCCCAGCAGAAUCCGCUUCUGACAAGCCAAGUGCCACCCAGGAGAACACCCAGGAACAAACAGACAGGGACAUGGAAGCAGUUGACUAAAACUGGACUGCCAUUAAAAUGAAUUUAGUUUCUACAUUAACCCUAGCAGAGUCUGAAGUUUUUCUAAUAUCAAUUUUCAUCCUGUAAACUAUUUUAAAAGUAACAGUAAAAAUAGAGUUUGAUGGAGAUUAUUUACAUUUUGUGAUAUUUAAAAUUAUUCAAGGUUAAACCGAAAGACCAGUGUGUAUCACAGUAACAAAGUAAAAACACAGAUAAUAACUGAAUUAAAAAGAAGCCAUUUUUAUUUUUAUUUUGACCCCUUAAAUACAAAUUGGAAGAGAGAAUUUCAAAGUGAGAGAAGAGAGAGACAAUUUAUCCUGUUUGCAUGGAACAGUGCGUAUUUUCCUGUAAUGCUUUACCUUGAAGUCUUUGAACUGGAUUUAUAAGUUUGUUUUGCUAGCUUAAUCUGAUGAAAGUUAUGUAUUCAAGUGGCAGUACAGUCUGAAUUUGUCAUUUUUUGUAUUUCAUUUAGCCUUAUUAUAUAUUUAAAUCAUCUGGUUAUAAUAAGAAUCUGAUAUACUAAAUAAUUAAAAUUGCAUACAUACAUUGUUUUUUAAUAUAAAAUAAAUAGCAAGUUAAAACAUAGAAAAACUGCAUAAAUUGAAGCCCAGACCUAUCUUACAAAGGUAUUCUGGGGUCUAUUCAAUUAAUUAAAACAGUACAGGAUCUAAUUAGUGAUGCUAUCUAUCUAAAUGAUAAAAAUAGGACCCCACUGGCAUUUUAGAAAAUGUCCUAUUAUUACAGUUAUUUAUAACCUACUUAUGCAAGGCCCCUAUUUGAGUGAUCUAAACACCUGUCAUGUUUAGCUGUGCUGGGAGAAUGUCCUGCUGUGUACAAUCUUGUACCCAACCUAGCCAGCUAAUUCCCACAUAGCUGUGUAGUACAGUACUUGUCAUCUCUUUAUUACCAUAUUUACAAUUGUCACCAUUACUAAAUUAUCUUCAGUAGUAUGUGUUUGUAGUAUGUGGCAAUGGUAACUCAAGCAUAGCUGCUCUUGACAGAAUGGAACAAAAUGGUUUUCAUUUUUAAAUUAUUUCAUUACAGAGCCUGGAAAUGUGCUGGUUGUGUUUUCUUAGAAUAGGUCACAUAUGCUGAUUUGUAAAUUCACUUUUAUAUACAAAUAUACAGUACAGAAUACAUUUAAAACUCAAAACGCAAUCAAGGAGACCGGCCUUCCUCUUACUGUCUCUAAUCCAUUUAAAUCAAAAUAAAUUAUUUUUGACAGUUUAGUGUAGUAGUCGGUAUGUGGCUUUAGGCGCCUAAAGCUGCCAUAAAAAGAAGGAAAAAUAUCCUUCCCUAAUUUGCCUUUGAAAGAGAACCUAUUCGGUAUAUCUCAUUUUAAUACCAUUAAACAAGCUGCUGUAGGACUCAAUCUAGUUAAUUUCCCCUGAAGGAAAAGUGAAUAAUUUCCAGUUGACAGGGUGACAUUUAACAACAGCGUGCUCACGGUGAUGACUGUAGACGUGCCAGGCAGCAGGCAUGGUCAUUAUCACUAUUGACAAAACCUGACAGUGUAUAAUAAAAGGCUAUGUAGUCAGGGUUUUUCUUCUUUGUUUAGGUUAGGUAACAAGCAGAUAACAUGUUUCAAAGUAAUUGAAUGUAAGAAUCCUACAUGAGAGUAAUGAGGCAUGCAGAGGAUCCACAUGAGGCACAUGACAGAUGAUGUCUGUAACAUAUGAAACUCAUUUUUAAAACCUUGCAAAUGGAUUCUGAUGAAAUGUACCUAAUUUAAAAAUUACAAAUCUGCUUUGCUUUUGUAUUUAAAAUUAAAGUAUAUGUUGUUUUGCCCAGUGCACAUAAACUUGCAAAAA
Molecule: messenger RNA, 3561 nt
Organism: Acipenser ruthenus (sterlet)
Lineage: Eukaryota; Metazoa; Chordata; Actinopteri; Acipenseriformes; Acipenseridae
Product: beta-taxilin-like
Exons: 10
Coding region: 203-1750 (515 amino acids)
Molecular function (GO): syntaxin binding
Source: RefSeq, a predicted model, not a curated record